GGCAAGACGUCGUCGGAGGAAGGCUGAAAAAGCCCUAGGUGCUGCCGUUGCUAGUAGAAGUCGGACUUGUCGUCGGAGCUGCGCCUCCGCACAGGUUUCGGACAGAGCGGAGCGUGCUUCCGCGGUCGCGGAGCCUGCCCUGUGCUCGUCCCGGCCCACGUCGCGGUGAUGGAGACGGCUGAUUGGCAGCCACCAUUUGCCUGUGAUGUUGAUAAGCUUCAUUUUACCCCCCGGAUCCAGAGGCUAAAUGAACUGGAGGCUCAAACACGUGUAAAGUUGAAUUUUCUGGACCAGAUUGCAAAGUAUUGGGAGCUACAGGGAAGUACUCUGAAGAUUCCCCAUGUAGAGCGGAAGAUCUUAGACUUGUUCCAGCUUAAUAAGUUAGUUGCAGAAGAAGGUGGUUUUGCAGUUGUUUGCAAGGAUAGAAAAUGGACCAAAAUUGCCACCAAGAUGGGUUUUGCUCCUGGGAAAGCUGUGGGAUCACACAUCAGGGGACAUUAUGAACGAAUCCUCAAUCCAUACAACUUAUUCCUCUCCGGAGACAGUUUGAGGUGUCUUCAAAAGCCUAACCUGACCUCAGAUACAAAGGACAAGGAAUACAAACCCCAUGAUAUUCUCCAGAGGCAGUCUGUACAGCCCUCAGAAACCUGUCCUCCAGCUCGCCGAGCAAAGCGCAUGAGAGCAGAGGCCAUGAAUAUUAAAAUAGAACCAGAAGAGGCAACAGAAACCAGAACACAUAAUUUGAGACGCCGAAUGGGUUGUCCAACUCCAAAAUGUGAAAAUGAGAAAGAAAUGAAAAUUAACAUCAAGCAAGAACCAAUUGAGAAGAAAGACUGCAUGUUAGAAACUGAGAGGGAAAAGCCUAAGAGCCGAUCUAAAAAAACCACCAAUGCUGUGGACCUGUAUGUUUGCCUCUUAUGUGGCAGUGGCAAUGAUGAAGACCGGCUCCUCCUGUGUGAUGGGUGUGAUGACAGUUACCAUACUUUCUGCUUGAUUCCCCCCCUCCAUGAUGUUCCCAAGGGAGACUGGAGGUGUCCUAAGUGUUUGGCUCAAGAAUGUAGCAAGCCACAAGAAGCAUUUGGAUUUGAACAAGCAGCAAGGGACUAUACUCUUCGUACAUUUGGGGAAAUGGCAGAUUCGUUUAAAUCUGAUUACUUCAACAUGCCAGUCCAUAUGGUUCCUACAGAGCUGGUGGAGAAAGAGUUUUGGCGACUGGUAAGCACUAUUGAAGAAGAUGUCACAGUAGAGUAUGGAGCUGAUAUUGCUUCAAAGGAGUUCGGCAGUGGCUUUCCUGUACGUGAUGGGAAAAUCAAGAUUUCCCCUGAGGAAGAGGAGUAUCUUGAUAGUGGCUGGAAUUUGAACAAUAUGCCAGUGAUGGAGCAAUCUGUCCUUGCUCAUAUUACUGCUGAUAUAUGUGGCAUGAAACUCCCUUGGUUGUAUGUGGGCAUGUGCUUUUCUUCCUUCUGUUGGCAUAUUGAAGACCACUGGAGCUACUCAAUCAACUACCUACACUGGGGUGAGCCAAAAACUUGGUAUGGAGUUCCAGGAUAUGCUGCUGAGCAGCUAGAAAAUGUAAUGAAGAAACUAGCUCCAGAGCUCUUUGUGUCCCAGCCAGAUCUGCUCCACCAGCUUGUGACCAUCAUGAACCCCAAUACUCUGAUGACUCAUGAUGUGCCUGUUUAUCGAACAAAUCAAUGUGCUGGGGAGUUUGUGAUCACCUUUCCAAGAGCCUAUCACAGUGGUUUCAACCAAGGUUUUAAUUUUGCUGAGGCUGUUAACUUCUGCACUGUUGAUUGGGUGCCAUUGGGCCGCCAGUGUGUGGAGCACUAUCGCUCGCUGCACCGUUAUUGUGUCUUUUCCCAUGAUGAGAUGAUAUGCAAAAUGGCUUCCAAGGCUGGUGUGUUGGAUGUUGUAGUUGCUUCAACUGUUCAGAAAGACAUGGCCAUUAUGAUUGAGGAUGAAAAAGCUUUAAGGGAAACUGUUCGUAAAUUGGGAGUAAUUGAUUCGGAAAGAAUGGAUUUUGAGCUGUUGCCAGAUGAUGAGCGGCAGUGUAUAAAAUGCAAAACAACAUGCUUCAUGUCUGCCAUCUCCUGCUCUUGUAAACCUGGCCUGCUUGUUUGCUUACAUCAUGUAAAAGAAUUGUGUUCCUGUCCCCCUCAUAAGUAUAACCUGCGGUAUCGAUACACUCUGGAUGAUCUCUAUCCAAUGAUGAAUGCGUUGAAGCUUCGAGCAGAGUCUUACAAUGAAUGGUCCUUAAAUGUGAAUGAAGCUUUGGAAGCAAAGAUCAACAAGAAGAAAAGUCUUGUCAGCUUUAAAGCUUUAAUUGAAGAAUCAGAAAUGAAGAAAUUCCCAGACAAUGAUCUUCUGCGUCACCUCCGCUUAGUCACACAGGAUGCAGAAAAGUGUGCCUCUGUUGCCCAACAAUUGCUUAAUGGCAAAAGGCAGACAAGGUAUCGAUCUGGCGGAGGCAAGUCUCAGAAUCAGUUGACGGUGAAUGAACUCCGACAGUUUGUGACUCAAUUGUAUGCUCUUCCAUGUGUCCUUAGUCAAACACCAUUGCUAAAGGAUCUCUUGGAUCGUGUAGAAGAUUUCCAGCAGCAUAGCCAGAAACUACUGUCUGAGGAAAUGCCUAGUGCUUCUCAGCUGCAGGACUUGCUGGAUGUCAGCUUUGAAUUUGAUGUUGAACUUCCACAACUUGCUGAGAUUCGUAUUCGCUUAGAACAGGCCCGUUGGCUAGAAGAGGUGCAACAAGCUUGCCUAGAUUCCAGUUCCCUUUCAUUGGAUGAUAUGAGACGACUCAUAGACUUAGGGGUGGGGCUGGCGCCAUAUUCAGCAGUGGAGAAAGCUAUGGCCCACCUACAAGAACUGCUUACAGUGUCAGAGCACUGGGAUGACAAAGCCAAAAGUCUUCUCAGAGCAAGACCACGGCAUUCUUUGAGUAGCCUUGCUACAGCAGUAAAGGAAAUGGAAGAGAUUCCUGCCUAUCUGCCCAAUGGUGCAGUUCUGAAAGAUUCAGUGCAGAGAGCCAGAGACUGGCUUCGAGAUGUAGAUGCACUGCAGGCAGGAGGACGUGUGCCAGUGUUAGAAACGCUCGUCGAACUUGUUGCAAGGGGUCGAUCUAUCCCAGUACACCUGAAUUCUUUACCAAGAUUGGAAUUACUAGUAGCUGAAGUUCAAGCAUGGAAAGAAUGUGCUUCUAAAACAUUCUUGACUGAGAAUUCACCAUAUUCUUUGUUAGAGGUGCUUUGUCCGAGGUGUGAUAUUGGCCUUUUGGGAUUGAAAAGGAAGCAGAGAAAGUUGAAGGAGCCCUUGCCAAGUGGGAAGAAGAAAAGCACCAAAUUAGAGAGUCUGAGUGACCUGGAGAGGGCCUUAACCGAGAGCAAGGAGACUGCUUCAGCUAUGGCAACUCUUGGGGAAGCUCGCCUAAGAGAGAUGGAAGCUUUGCAGUCUCUCAGACUUGCCAAUGAAGGGAAAUUGCUGUCAUCUGUCCAAGAUGUAGAAAUGAAAGUCUGUCUGUGCCAGAAGACUCCAGCCACUCCCAUGAUCCAGUGUGAACUCUGCAGAGAUGCUUUCCACACUAGUUGUGUGGCAGUACCUAAUAUUUCACAAAGCCCCCGAAUCUGGCUUUGUCCUCAUUGUCGAAGGUCAGAGAAGCCUCCAUUAGAGAAAAUUCUGCCCCUGCUAGCCUCCCUACAGCGUAUACGAGUUCGUCUUCCUGAGGGGGAUGCACUUCGCUAUAUGAUUGAAAGAACCGUGAACUGGCAACAUAGAGCUCAGCAGCUACUUUCUUCAGGGAAUCUAAAAUUUGUGCAAGACCAAGUGGGCUCUGGACUGUUUAGCAGAUGGCAAGCCUCAGCAGGACAGGCAUCAGAGACAAACAAGGUGUCUCAACCUCCUGGUACCACAUCCUUUUCAUUGCCUGAGGACUGUGACAACAGAAGCUCGUUUUCACAUUCUCCCGGACAGAGUUGUGUUCCCCUCCAUGGUGUGAGUCCAGAAGUGAAUGAAUUGUUAAUGGAAGCCCAGUUGCUCCAGGUAUCCCUUCCUGAAAUUCAGGAACUUUAUCAGACUUUACUUACAAAGCCAAACUCUGCUCAGCAAACUGACCGAAGCUCACCUGUUAGAGCCAGUAGUGAAAAGAAUGAUUGCCUUCGAGGGAAACGAGAUGGAGUCAACAGUCUUGAAAGAAAAUUGAAGAGACGCCCAGAAAGAGAAGGCCUUCCCAGUGAACGGUGGGAUCGAGUUAAAAAAAUGCGGACCCCCCAAAAGAAGAAAAUCAAAUUGAGUCACCCCAAGGACAUGAACAAUUUCAAAUUAGAAAGAGAGCGUAGCUAUGACUUAGUCCGUAAUGCUGAAACACAUUCGCUACCCUCAGACACGUCCUACUCGGAGCAGGAGGACUCUGAGGAUGAAGAUGCCGUCUGUCCAGCUGUGAGCUGCCUGCAGCCAGAAGGAGAUGAGGUGGACUGGGUCCAGUGUGAUGGCAGCUGCAAUCAGUGGUUUCACCAGGUCUGUGUUGGUGUCUCUCCAGAGAUGGCAGAGAAGGAAGACUACAUCUGUGUGCGCUGCAUGGCAAAGGACACACCAAGCCGAAAGUAAAAACAAAACACACUCACUUAAUGGAAUUCAGGACUCCAGCAAAGAAGAUUUCCUCAAUCU
Messenger RNA from Cricetulus griseus (Chinese hamster), 4659 nucleotides. The record is from RefSeq and is a predicted model, not a curated record. NCBI's taxonomy places the organism in Eukaryota, Metazoa, Chordata, Mammalia, Rodentia, Cricetidae.